UUUACAAUAAUUCUUUUCUAUUUUUAAAGAAACCACCAAUGACCAAACGCUAAAUUUAUCUGCUUUUUAGAAAUUAGAAGAUAUGGGUUGAAAAAUUCUUAAUUGAGAGUUAUAACGUCGAAGCUAGUCGCCUUAAACACCGGUAAAUUAGCACUUCAUAUAAGUAAUUCAAUGGGAGCCUAUUGUCUCGUAUCAAUGAACUCCUUGGAAAAAAGAAUCUCACCGCCUCUUUCCUGCCCGACAGUUCCUUCUUCUGUUCUCGGGCUCUUUCCUUGGAAUUACUCAGAUGAUGUGGCGUUAUGAAUCACCGAACCUUCAUGGGAUUACCUUCAAGCAUUUUUUAUGGCUGUUUUGGAUUAUUCAUUUUCUUCUGGUUCUUUUUAAAUUUCUCAGAGGUAUUUUUGUUGGUCUGUCGAACAUAAUGUUCUGGUUCUUUAGAAUUUUAUUGACAGUUAGUUUGUGAAUUUUAUGAGAGUAUUUGCGUUGGUUUGAGACAUAUAAAUGGCUUACUUGUUUGUGUUUCCUGCGCUUGAGGUUAUAUCGGGAGCUUUGGUUUAACUUAUUGAAGGAUGGACUGGGUUUUUAGCGACUGCUCAUAUACUGUUAUAGGGGUUUUAGUUUUCUUUCAGUAAGAUACUCAGGAAGUUUAGAGUUGACAAUUUUUUCACGGGUAAGUAAAACACUAACCCAAUAGGUCUUGAACCCACUAUCUUGCUCAAGGCCCGUUUCCCAUGCUUUUAGGGGGAGGCGCCAUUUUAUCUAAAGGUUAUUUUCUUAAUAUUCUAUUUGUCUACUGUUAUUUCGUCUCAAAAAUUGUUCUAACUUAAAUUUAUCUGUAUUUUUGGUAGUUGUUUUUCCAGGUUUAAAGAACGGUAGAAUAACUGGAAGGUUGAAAUGGAAACCGAUGCUGUUUGUGAAGCAACUGCAUCUGUUGAUGGUUUUGAGACUAGUGAUCUAGAGGCAGAGUCAAUUAGGGUUGACUUACUUGAAGGGAUCACUUCUAAUGGAGAGAUCAUCGGAGAAUUAGGAAAUGCUGGCGAGGUUCUAACAAGAGUGGAAUUGAUGUUAGCAUGCUAUUCUGAAAAGUUGGUUAACCUAAGUGUUCUUGUGAUGCAUGUGGCAACCAGGGAAAGUGACUUUGAAGUCUUUGCUUCACUUGAAGAACAUAUGUCGGGUGAUUCUAUUGGAAAGGCUUUGGAAUUUGAUCUCUUAUCUGGAAUUUUAGACUCAGAGGCGAGAGAACUGGACAAAUUCACAGCUACUCUUCAAGCAGAUGUUAUCACCGCCUGUGAGAUUGUAUCCUCAUUCAAGCACUUGGGUGAAACUUUCAUGGAAAUGGAAGGAAAGUUGCAUGAUGCUGAACAAUCUUUGAAGCAAUCCCAAGAUCAGGUCUCUGAAAUUAGGACGCAAUCUGCCAAGUUCCAGAGGAUCUUGUCAUGUUCUAUUCGGGAUGGCAAUUGUAUUGGUGAUAAAGGUGGGGACUGUCAAGAGGAUGAUGAAUUGUUGAAUACGAAUGCAAAGAUAAAAAUGCAAACUGCUGACCAACAAAGACAUAUCCUGAGGAUGCUUGAAAAAUCUUUGGCUAGAGAGAUUGAUCUUGAGAAGAAGUUGACUGACUCAAGACAAAUUGAAGAAGAACUGAAAAUGAGGCUAAAUUCUUCAGAACAAGAAGUAUUUUACCUAGAGGAAGAAGCAGCAGAUGUUUGGAAGAGAUGUUUUCAGACAGAUAAUGCAUCAGAGGUCCUUAUGGGAGUUUCAAAAGAACUGUUGGGUCGACUCCAGAUUUGUCAGUUCAGUUUGAAUGGUGCAUUUAAGCGAGAAGCUGAGCUAAAAUCAAAGCUUGAACACUCUACUGAGCAGUUGAAAGCCAAAGAAACUGAUUUUCACGAGCUCAAGACCAGUAGUGGAGACCUCAAUGACUUUCUCUUAGCACAGACAAAUAGCUUAAAGGUCUGCUUGAAGGAAGCUGAAGAUAAAUUAAUUCUUUCCAAUUCUGAGGCAUCCACUUUGAGAGAGGCUUUGAGUUCACUUGAGAAUCAGCUUAAAGAGUCAAAGUUUGGGCUGCUGAAUGCAAAGGUCUCUGCAGAUGAAAGUCAGGUGCAGCAUAACGUUUUGACUUCUAAAAUCGGUGAAACGGAAAAUGUUAGCAUGGAUCUGAAAGAAAAUAUAUCUAAAGCAGAAAAUAGGGCUGAAAGUGCCGAAGCCAAGUGCAAAUUAUUAGAGGAGACCAAUGUGGAUCUUAAUGAUCAACUGCGUCUUCUGAAAGGCAGUGGUAGUAUCUCUGAGAAGGUGAAUUUACUCGAGAGACAGUUAAGAGAAUCUGAUAUUCAGCUACAGUAUGCAGUAGCAUCUGCUGAAGCUAGUCAGGAGAAGCAAAUCAUGUUGUAUUCAGCAAUUGGAGACAUGGAGAAUUUGAUAAAGGACCUGAAGUUGAAGGUUUCAAAAGCUGAAAUUCGGGCCGAUUCUGCUGAGGAGAAGUGUAUCCUAUUAUCUGAAUCUAAUGCGGAGCUAAAUGAGGAACUGAGCUUUUUGAGAGGCAGACUGGAAAGCUUGGAGGCAUCUUUGCAUCAAGCUCAGGAAAUGAAAAUGGCAACUGCAAAGGACAUAGGUAUCCGAACCAAAGUUAUUACAGAUUUGGUCAUGCAACUGGCAAUUGAAAGAGAGCGCCUUCAUAAGCAGCUAACUACAUUGGCAAUGGAGAACCAAAUCUUGCUGGUAAAGUUACAGCAUAUGAACAGGGAUCCAUCUGUAACUAUUGGCCAUGACACUGGAGAAAACAUUAAAGAAUUCUCAUUUCCCGAGCAUGAUUUGGCUGCUGUUACUAGUGCAAGAGGAAGUACUAAAGAAAUAUCUGAGUUGCCGCCCACUGGUUCUGAGUGUGACAAGAAUUUGAAAAAUGCAUCUAUUGCUAAGACUAAAGUGAGGUCGGCAGAUAUUACAUCGGAGACAGUGAGGAGAAUAGAUGCAGGACUCCUGAACUUUAAGCAUGUUUCUAUUGCAAUGCUCAUCUUACUAAUUUCAGUCGUAGCUUAUUUAUUUCAACAACAAAAUUGCCCGUUUUGAUGUUCAUGUAAGAGUUUUUCUUGGCCAAUCUUCCAGAGAUUUUCGUCAGAGCUUCUCUCAUUUGUAACUGAAUGUACACAAUCUCUCUCCUUAAGUACUUCUGUUGUAAACCAGUGAUGUAGAGCUUUGCAGACGGAUAAAGAUAGUUUAUAUGUUCUGAAA
This is a messenger RNA of Juglans microcarpa x Juglans regia, 3225 nucleotides long. RefSeq names its product WPP domain-interacting tail-anchored protein 1-like. NCBI's taxonomy places the organism in Eukaryota, Viridiplantae, Streptophyta, Magnoliopsida, Fagales, Juglandaceae. The record is from RefSeq and is a predicted model, not a curated record. Bases 895 to 3063 code for a protein of 722 amino acids. The transcript has 5 exons.